AUGAUGAAAAGAAAUAAUAAAUCGCUUUCUAAAAAUAAGUUAUAUGUUUUGGCCGUUUCCGGCGGUUCUGAUAGCAUGUUUUUGUUAGAAAAAAUGCGUGGUGAGGGGUGUAAUUUAGUAGUUGCUCAUGUCAACUAUAAAAAAAGAGAGAAUAGCGAUUAUGACGAAAAAGUGGUGAAAGAUUAUUGUCAAAAAUAUUCUUUGCCUUGUGAAAUUCACCAAGUAAAAAGUUCUGAAUAUCAUUCCGUUAGCAAUUUUCAAGCCAGAGCUCGGCAAAUCCGCUAUAAUUUUUUUCAAAAAUUAGCCGAUAAAUAUCACACUAAAUAUAUAGUACAGAUUUAUCAAUAUUUAACUAAAAAUAAAAUAGAUUAUGCGGUAGAUAUUACGAACCAAUUACCAAUUUAUCAGCGCAAUAUUAUUCGGCAGAAAUUAGAUAAUUUAAGCCAAGCAGAAAAAAAAAAUCUGGAGAAAGAAAUUAAAGCAAAAAAUCAAGCAUUAAGAAAAACCAAAAAAAUGGUUAAAACUGCUGCCAAAAAACUAGUUAUUUCUCCUGCUGUUCUCGAACUUGAUCGAGAGGCUAAUGAACUUGAACCUCACGAAGUAAUCGAUAAAGACAUAAAAUUUAAAGAUCUUGACAUAAUUGUUGUUUUGAUUUCGCUGGCCUCUUUUGACAUGAUGUUUGGCACCAGUAUUAUCGGGUUCCUUUCUUACCCCUUUCGGGCUUGGAAAAAGAAAACCGAAGGGAGUAGCGUGCCGAGCAUUGGAUUUAAAGAUAUCGGUGGUUUACAAGAAGCCAAGGAAGAAUUAGGAGAAGUUCCAAAAGGGGUGCUAUUAGUUGGACCACCCGGUAAUGGUAAAACUCUAUUAGCUAAGGCAUUAGCGGGGGAAUGUCAGUUACCUUUUUUGUUCCGUUCCGGUUCUGAAUUUGAGGAAGCAGUAGUGGGAAUGGGAGCUCGCCGCAUGCGAGAACUUUUUCGGCAGGCUCGUAGUUAUCCCCAAGGAUGUAUUGUUUUUAUUGAUGAAAUUGAUGCGAUUGGUCGCAAAAGAUACUCUACUUCUAAUGUUAGCCAUGCUGAGCAAACUUUAAACCAGUUAUUGAAUGAGUUGGAUGGCUUUCAUCCUCGUGACAAUAUUGUCAUCUUAGCAGCCACUAAUUCUUUAAGAGUUUUAGAUAGUGCUCUUUUAAGACCAGGUCGGUUUGACCGGCAAAUUUUUAUUCCUCUCCCUAAUUUGAAAGGACGACGGGAAAUUAUUAGACUUUGCGUUAGAAAGUUAGCAAUCAAAUCUGAUGUUGACUUAGAGGAAAUUGCUGCCAUGACUAAGGGAUUAAGUGGAGCCCAAAUCGCUAACAUAUUUAAUGAAGCCUCUAUUUUAAGUAUUCGCCAUAAUAAAAGAUUUAUUGAUUAUGAAAUGAUUUUUGAGGCUUAUGAUCGAACCUUGAUGGGUCCUUCCUUGACAAGUCAAACUCUAACCCCCGCCAAAAAAAAAAUAGUGGCCUACCAUGAGGCUGGGCAUGCGGUGAUUGGCAUGAUUGAUUUAUAUGGUGAAAGUGAUGACGACUACUUAAUUAAUAAGAGCCAAAUGCUAGCUCAGGUUAUGUCUUCGCUGGGAGGUCGAGCCAGUGAAGAAUUAGUUUUUGGGCUCGAAUAUAUUACCGUAGGAGCUUACAGCGAUUUUAAGCGAGCCUCAGAAAUUGUUCGUAGUUUAAUUUUUCGUUAUGGAAUGUCAGAUUUAGGAAUUAUUCCUACCCAAGAGUCUUUUUUUUCUGGUGAAGAAAUACCGCUCGAAUUACCUGAAACUGCCAAACAAAAAAUUGAGAAAGAGCGGGAAAAAAUAAUGAACCAGUCAGCUCUUUUCACCACCCUUACUUUUUACUUUUUGAUUGACCCUAAUGGUCUUUAUAAUAGUGGGUUAAAUGGACUUUUACAAGUUGUUUCUAAGUUAAUAGUUGGUCGAAUUUUACGGGCAUUUUUCAAAGCCAAGUUAGAAAUAAUAAGCACUUCAAUUUUUUAUGUUUUGUCCCAAAUUAUUUGGACUCAAAUAUUUGGGUUGCUUAAUUUGCGAGAAUUUGUUUUCAAUCGCUUUAAUCCUAGUAGUUGGCAAGGUCUAAGUGCUAGUAGUCAAUUAUCUUUCACCCUUCCUUAUUACAUAGUUAUCGCCAUUGUUGCGGCCAUUAUUCAUACUUACGGAUACAGUCUAAUUUUCCAAGCCCAGGCCACUCCGGGUGGAUUAGAAAUUUUUACUUCUCAUUUUUCUUCUCGUGAAGGGAAAAAGAAAAUUUCAAUCAGUUCGCUGAUGAAAAUAUUCGGACUAGUUAUUAUCUUUGCCGUUACCCUCCUUAAUUUUACCAUGGUAGAAGAAGAGGAUAUGAAAAAGAUCAAGCAGUUAAAAAAAAAAGAGGAAAAAAAUAUUCAAGAAAUUUUUGCAAUUAGGGAAAAAAAUCGUUCGCUUACUAUUCUGUUCAGAAACAAAACCGGAUUCCAGCAAUUAGAAGAGUAUCCUCAGGAAAUAAAUUACUAUUUAGCACCAAACGAGAAAAGGGGGGAGAAAUUAGAAGUAGAGAAAGGAAAAAUUGAAAAAAAAAUAGGCAAGGCUGAAGGAGAAAAAUUAGCCAAAAAACUCCGCCGUAAGAAUGAUUUAGAGAACCGAAUUAACGAACUCAAAAAGGAGCAGCAAAGAAGUAUCCUCCCGAAGUAUUUAAGUUAUAUUACUAAUAAUGAACGACUGUGGGCAACCAUGGUUUAUAUUUUCCUUUCUUCUUUCUUAAUUAGUCAAAUUUUCCCCCGCGACCAAAUUGUUCUCCUUCGUCUCCAUUCCUCGACCGAAGAAAAUCGCAAUAAGGGAUUGAAAUUGUUGCAAAAAUUUUCUCCUAUUUACUACACCGUCUAUCGAAAAAAGGGUGAUGAAGAAGAAGUUAUUUACGUGACAAGUUGCCAUUUAAGCAAGUGA
Funneliformis geosporum is the source of this 2949-nucleotide messenger RNA. NCBI's taxonomy places the organism in Eukaryota, Fungi, Glomeromycota, Glomeromycetes, Glomerales, Glomeraceae. The record is from the annotation of a GenBank genome assembly.